Molecule: messenger RNA, 1457 nt
Organism: Hibiscus syriacus
Lineage: Eukaryota; Viridiplantae; Streptophyta; Magnoliopsida; Malvales; Malvaceae
Product: probable acyl-[acyl-carrier-protein]--UDP-N-acetylglucosamine O-acyltransferase, mitochondrial
Exons: 11
Biological process (GO): lipid biosynthetic process
Molecular function (GO): acyl-[acyl-carrier-protein]-UDP-N-acetylglucosamine O-acyltransferase activity
Source: RefSeq, a predicted model, not a curated record
AGAAGAAAAAACGAAAAAGAAAGAAGACAACAAAUAGACGGGAUCGGCCAUCGGCAAACACUGAGAGCGGCAAUCUAUGAAUUCGCUGCUCAAGUUUCGAAAGCCAUUAAGCUCUUCUUUCACCUCAUUAUCCUUGCAACGCUUCUCUUCAACUCUCAACUAUGUUUUCGAGGAGAAAGAGGAGGCGACGAGCUUUGUACACCCAACUUCAAUUGUUCAUCCCAAUGCUGUGGCCAGGGUGUUUCAGUAGGUCCUUUUUGCACAAUUGGUUCUUCUGCAAAGCUAGGGAACGGAUGUCGAUUGCAUCCUUUGAGCCAUGUUUUCGGACAUACAGAAUUGGGGAACCACUGCGUUUUGAUGACUGGUGCGGUGGUCGGUGAUGAUAUUCCCGGGCGUACUGUAAUUGGAUGCAAUAACAUCGUCGGCCAUCAUGCUGUGGUUGGUAUCAAAUGCCAAGAUAUGAAAUACAAGUUAGGGGAUGAAUGUUUUCUUGUUAUUGGGGACAACAAUGAGAUCAGAGAAUUUACUUCAAUCCACCGAUCUUCAAAAGCAUGUGAUAGAACGGUUAUCGGCGACAACAAUCUUAUCAUGGGAUCUUGUCAUGUUGCACAUGACUGCAAAAUUGGUAACAAUAACAUAUUUGCUAAUACCACUCUCCUGGCAGGUCAUGUCAUCGUGGAGGAUUAUGUGCACACUGGAGGAGCAACUGUUGUUCAUCAAUUUUGUCAUAUUGGCUCGUUUUCUUUCCUUGGUGGUGGAUCUGUGGUUUCGCAAGAUGUCCCGAAGUACAUGAUGGUUUCUGGAGAUAGAGCUGAGCUUCGUGGUUUGAAUUUGGAGGGUCUUCGGCGUUGUGGAUUCCAAGUCACAGAGAUUAAGAGUCUGAGAACAGCUUAUAGAAAAAUUUUCAUGCCAAGCGACACAAAUUCUAUGGGUUUCGAUGAGCGUCUCUCUGAAGUGGAACAUAAUGAAGAUUUGGGCAGCAUUCCUGCUGUAUGUUCCAUGCUCCAGUCCAUUCGUGAUUCUUUCGCCGGAAAUCGCCGUGGAAUAUGCAAAUUCAGACAAUGGAGCCGUUCUUGAAAGCAUUUCCAGAAUCUUUAUGACAAAUGUAGCUUUCCGAGCUUUGUAUUCUAACUGUAGCGUAGCGUGUGCUGUCAUGAGCCAAUCCAAGAAGUUUUAGCUUGUUUCGUGAAGGUUUGAUUUGUGGUUCUCUGAUAUGUACACAUACACAUUUCGACUGCGGCUGCUAUUGUUUUAACCCAUGUUACCUAGACUAGGGAGUUUGUGUCGGACACAAUCACCUAGACCAGGGAGUAAGUGUCGGACACAUCUGUGUUGUGUCCGACACAUCUGUGUUGUGUCCGACACGAGUGUACUCGAUUUGUUUUCAAGUAUUUGAUAUAUUCAGAUUAUUGUAUCCUCCUAUCUAUGUCGACAUUAGUACAACAAACAAAAUGAAG